AUGGCAACCCUAAGGACCCCUCUUGCCUCUCUCCCAAUUAACCCAAACCCCACCAUGUUAACUGCCAAUAACGACCAAAAAAACAAUCCCUCCACAGUCUCAGUGCUCAUCGACAAAUGCACCAACACCAAACACCUGAAACAACUUCAUGCUCAUAUGCUACGCACUGGCCUAUUCUUCGCCCCUCCAUCAGCUACCGAACUCUUCGCUGCAUGUGCUUUGUCCUCUUCCUCCAGCCUCGAUUAUGCUUGCAAGGUGUUCGAUCAAAUUCCCCAACCAAAUCUGUACACUUGGAACACUCUCAUUCGUGCUUUUGCUUCAAGUCCCAAACCUGUCCAAGGCCUCUUGAUAUUUAACCAGAUGCUUCGUGAGGGCCAACGUUUUCCUAACAGGUUCACUUUCCCUUUUGUUAUUAAGGCAGCCACGAAGGUUUCUAGUUUACUUGUUGGACAGGCUAUUCAUGGAAUGGUUAUGAAGGCAUCGUUUGGUUCUAAUUUGUUUAUUUCGAACUCACUAAUUCAUUUCUAUUCCUCGUCAGGGGAUUUGGAUUCGGCUUAUUUAGUUUUUUCGAAGAUUGUUGAGAAAGAUAUUGUGUCAUGGAAUUCAAUGAUAUCGGGGUUUGUGCAAGGAGGUUGUCCUGAGGAGGCAUUGCAGUUGUUUAAAAGAAUGAAGAUGGAGAAUGCGAGGCCCAAUCGCGUGACAAUGGUGGGUGUUUUAUCUGCUUGCGCAAAGAAGAUGGAUUUGGAGUUUGGUAGAUGGGCUUGCGAUUACAUUGAGAGGAAUGGUAUUGAUGUAAAUUUGAUUUUGAGUAAUGCAAUGCUUGAUAUGUAUGUGAAAUGUGGGAGCCUUGAAGAUGCUAGAAGAUUGUUUGAUAAGAAGGAGGAGAAAGAUAUUGUUUCGUGGACAACUAUGAUUGAUGGGUAUGCGAAAGUGGGUGAUUAUGAUGCUGCUAGGAGGGUUUUUGAUGCCAUGCCCAGGGAAGAUAUUACUGCCUGGAAUGCAUUAAUAUCUUCCUAUCAACAGAAUGGGAAGCCAAAAGAGGCACUAGCCAUUUUCCGUGAAUUGCAGCUUAAUAAGAAUACAAAACCAAAUGAAGUUACACUUGUAAGUACUUUGGCAGCAUGUGCUCAGCUGGGAGCAGUGGAUUUAGGUGGGUGGAUUCAUGUGUACGUAAAGAAGCAAGACAUUAAGUUAAACUGCCAUCUCACAACCUCUCUUAUUGACAUGUAUUCUAAGUGUGGUCAUCUGGAGAAGGCACUUGAGGUGUUUUAUUCAGUGGAAAGGAGAGACGUGUUUGUAUGGAGUGCCAUGAUUGCUGGGUUGGCAAUGCAUGGGCAUGGGAGAGCUGCUAUAGAUUUGUUCUCCAAGAUGCAAGAAGCUAAGGUAAAGCCCAAUGCUGUGACAUUUACCAAUUUGUUGUGUGCUUGUAGUCACUCGGGACUAGUGGAUGAGGGCAGGUUAUUUUUCAAUCAAAUGAGGCCAGUUUAUGGUGUUGUGCCUGGAAGCAAGCAUUAUGCUUGCUUGGUUGAUACUCUUGGUCGUGCAGGCUGCCUUGAAGAAGCUGUUGAAUUAAUAGAGAAAAUGCCAAUAGUCCCAAGUGCUUCUGUGUGGGGUGCUCUGCUUGGAGCCUGCAGAAUUCAUGGAAAUGUUGAGCUUGCUGAAAAGGCAUGUAGCCGUUUGCUCGAGACAGACUCCAGUAAUCAUGGAGCAUAUGUGCUCUUAUCCAAUAUAUAUGCCAAAGCAGGCAAAUGGGACUGUGUUUCUAGGUUAAGGCAGCACAUGAAAGUUUCUGGAUUAGAGAAGGAACCAGGUUCUAGCUCAAUUGAGGUUAAUGGCAUCAUUCAUGAGUUCCUUGUUGGAGAUAACUCUCACCCUCUCUCCCCAGAAAUCUACUCUAAGUUGGACGAGAUUGUAGCUAGACUAAAAUCAAUUGGUUAUGUGCCUGAGGAGUCUGAACUUCUACAAUCUGUUGAAGAAGAAUGCACCAAGGAGCAUGCCCUUAACCUUCACAGUGAAAAAUUGGCAAUUGCCUUUGGGCUUAUUAGGAUGGAACCAUCACAACCAAUUAGGAUUAUGAAAAAUCUUCGUGUUUGUGGGGACUGUCAUUCAGUUGCUAAGCUAAUAUCUCAACUUUAUAAUAGAGAUAUACUACUGAGAGAUCGGUAUCGAUUCCAUCAUUUUAGUGGAGGGCAUUGCUCGUGUAUGGAUUACUGGUAA
This is a messenger RNA of Dovyalis caffra, 2217 nucleotides long. The record is from the annotation of a GenBank genome assembly. Lineage: Eukaryota; Viridiplantae; Streptophyta; Magnoliopsida; Malpighiales; Salicaceae.